Molecule: messenger RNA, 4143 nt
Organism: Saccostrea echinata
Lineage: Eukaryota; Metazoa; Mollusca; Bivalvia; Ostreida; Ostreidae
Product: tyrosine-protein phosphatase non-receptor type 21-like
Exons: 20
Coding region: 156-3731 (1191 amino acids)
Biological process (GO): protein dephosphorylation
Cellular component (GO): cytoskeleton
Molecular function (GO): protein tyrosine phosphatase activity
Source: RefSeq, a predicted model, not a curated record
AAUAUUUGUCAUUUUAAUCAUAACACACCUGAGGUUUUAACUACAUGAUGAGGGGGUGUGGAUGAAGAAAUAGUUAUGUCAAAUCAGUCAUCAAUAGUCCAAGGAGUUGAUGGUGAAUUGCCUUAAAUUUUAAAGAGAUAUUUUAGCAAUAUACAAUGCCAUUUGGCUUAAAAUUUAAAAGAACCAGGCGGUAUGACAUCUCUACAAAGAAUGUGUUUGUUGUUGGGGUGGAGAUGUUGGAUCAUUCCUACUUAGAGUGUACGCUGAACUCAGACAGCACCGGUCAAGAAUGUCUAGAGAGCAUUGCUCAGCGCAUAGAACUCAGUCAGACUCAGUAUUUUGGUUUACGAUAUGUGACCAAAAAAAUGCAGUAUCAUUGGAUUGACUUGGCAAAGCCAUUGAAGAAGCAGAUUGAGAAGAACCUUCAACCAGGCCACUCCCCCAGGCUGUACUUUGGGGUCAUGUUUUAUAUCACAGGGGCACACAAAAUCAUAGAUGACGUGGCAAGGUAUCAGUAUUUUUUACAGUUGAAGACAGAUAUAGUCGAGGGUAGAAUUCCAGUCAGUAUUGAGCAGGUCAUUCGUCUGGGGGCCUUCAGUUUACAAGCUGAGUUUGGGGAUUAUGAAUAUGACAAACAACAGCAGGAAUAUUUUGAAGAUAAUGAUUUAUUUCCUAAGACAAUGUGUCGGGAUGAUAAUGCUGUGUCAGAGAUGAUGCAUGAGGUACUUAACUCCUACCAGAACCUACAAGGCAUCCACCCAGUAAAGGCCGAGAUGCAGUACAUCAAAGAAAUACAAAUGAUGGAUGGUUAUGGCAUGGAGUAUUACACAGCCAAGGAUGAAAGAGGUAAAGAGCUUUACCUGGGGACUUCCUACACAGGUAUAUUGGCUAGAUACCUGGAUGGCUCACCUACAAUAUGUUUCAGAUGGGCAGAGAUUGCCAGACUGACUCAAAGUAAGAAAGUCUUGGAGGUUGAUACGUCAAAGAGUUCCUCUCAUUACACAAUGGAGGACUCAGAUACAGCUAAAUACCUGAAGAGGAUGGGAUACCUUAUACAGAAGUUCCACAAAACCAACAAAAUGACCCCAAGUUCCAGUAUCGUUGACCUUUCUGACCUCUCGGCAGAUGCGGGACAGGAUGAUAUUCAAACAUCACAGCAAGUCUUCUCAGAUCCACUGACCCAGUCCCAAACAUCACUGACUUACUCUCAACAUUCCACACAUUCCCAAUUGUCACAUGACCAGAGGUUUGAUCCAGAUUUAUCGCAGUCUUCCUUUGAGGAUUUUUAUCGUCAGUCACAGCAGAGCUUGGAGACCACUCACAGUGACAUCAUUCACUAUUCUGGUGAUGGAAGCUUCACGCAUAUCAAUGGAGGUCAGCUGAUCACAGACAGCCCUGUGAUUGGUCAGCACACUCCUGUACAGAGAAGUGAUUCCCACAAGUCUCCCUUAUUACCGGCGUAUAGACCGAGUCCCAGCUACGAGGAAGUGAUGCGACGUCGAAUGAGCCAGCAGCCCCCAGCUGCUGUUCAUAGCUCCCCCAUUCUCCAAUCACACCAUCAUCCAAACCCUAUCCCAGACCACAAAUUGUACCCCCCAACCUCCCCAAGAAUUUUACAUGACGCAGUAUUAAUGCAGCAGCCUCCUCCUGGUAUAAUGUAUAACCCGGAUGUUACUUUUACCACUGGAAAUGCAUAUAUGAACAGUGAACUUAUGUCUUCUUACAACAACAACACAAUGUAUGCAAAUAGGGCAGUCUUCACGACAGAUCUUGGUAACAGGGGAAGUAACUUAGUAAUGCAGCCAACGUACAGUUCCCCAGAGUUAAAUUCUCAGUUACCCCAGUUCAGUAUUAAAGAGACUGAGCCCCUCCAUUACAAGCCCCCACCCCCUUAUCCCAGGUCCAGCACAAGUACCCCAGACUUAGCAAACCAGACUGUCAGAACUAAAGUAGGGGAGAGUCCAGAUUUAGUGUCACGAAAAAACUUGGGUGUGAAAACAAGUUUUAAUGGAAGUGUGGAGAAUGUUCCAAAGGUUGUGCUAGAUCACACUGAAUUAAACCCUUAUCCUGCAAGUACUUCUGAAAAUGUGAUACUUAACCCAGAAAGUGCAAUAUUACAAAGAGACACAACAGAUUCAGCAAAGCCACCAUUGGUCUUGCCAAAUAUUUCAACCCUGGGAGUGAGUCCUCAUAUCACAGUUCAGCACCCAGAGACAGAUGACGCCUCGAGUGACCACUCAGGUGCUACGUUUCAUGUCAAGGACACAGACAGUGAGAAAGAAGAUGAUAAAAGUCCAAAGUUAGACAGUGUAAAAUCAAAAAUAGCCAUCAAAUAUGUGGCCCCCAACAAAGCACCCCCUCCUUCCACCACUAAAGAGCUUAUUACUCGAAGGGAGAGUUUCCGUCGUCAGAUGAUAGCACGGACAACACAGGAAAAUCCCAUCAAGAAGGAUGAUCCUCAAGACCCAGUGGUCAUCCCUGAGCACACAGAUGGUAGUAAUGUGGCGGUCAAGCCAAUCACCAGUCAGUCUACCUUCAUACGGCGGUUCUCCAGUCGGAGACUGUCCCACAAGAAGCCGGAGGUACCACCCCCCAUCACCAGGCGAGCCUCAGAUAUAGCAACAAAGUUUACUGGACUGGAUGUGGUUCCCCCAGUGGGGAACUUUGUCAGACAGGUCAGCACAGAGUCAGAGGAACAGGUGCCCCCAGAGGAUGAUAGUGAUUCAGACUAUGAAAAGGAUGCUACUGUAAAAUUGAAGAUGGGACCUCUAAAGAUGGCUGCCAUGAAUGGCCUAACAAUGUCUCGACCAAUGGUAUUAGCUCUUAUGAAUGAUGAAAGCAGAGCUCCAAAGGAUGAGAGGAGAAAGCUUCUGGAAAACAAAUUGUCAGAGAACUUGGUAUUUAAAGAGUUUGAGGAAAUCCCCAAAAAGGUCCAAUCAGCUGAGUGUAGUGUAGCCAGACUUCCAGAGAAUGAGGGCCGAAACAGGUUCAGGGAUGUCCUGCCGUAUGAUGUCACUCGGGUCAAACUGACCCCCAGGAAGGACAACCACUCUGGUUACGUUAAUGCUUCACAUAUUAAGCUGUCCUUUGGUGACCGGGUCUGGUGGUACAUUGCCACACAGGCUCCAAUGGAGGAAACAUCUGUAGAUUUCUGGCAGAUGAUCUGGGAACAGGAAGUGGAUGUCAUAGCCAUGUUAACAGAUCUAGCUGAGCAGGGAAAACAGAAGUGCCACACUUACUGGCCUCAAGAGAUUGGACCAGACCAUAAGAUUACAUUUGGACAGUUUGAGGUGACCCUGCUGUUUUGUAAUGAUUCCCUGUGUUACAUCACCGAUAGAAUCUCUGUAGUACACCUGCCCACUAAGAAAGAGAAACAGGUGUGGCACCUUCAGUACACAGACUGGCCAGACCACGGAUGUCCUGAGGACAUGUAUGGGUUCUUAGGCUUUCUGGAUGAGGUAGACUCUGUACAAAGACUUGCCGAGAGUGAGGAGGGAAGUGGAAAAAAGUCCCCCAUUGUCGUCCAUUGUAGUGCGGGGGUGGGGAGGACGGGGGUGGUGAUUCUUACCCAGGUCAUGAAGUGGUGUCUGGAACACAACUUUGAUAUAGAUCUUCCAAAGGCUCUGGGUGCUAUCAGACAACAGCGAAUGUUCAUGGUUCAGACUUUAGGGCAGUACAACUUUAUCCACAAGACUCUGAUCCAAUAUCUGAAGAAUUCCAGACUCAUCUAAGAGUGUGUAUCCAAGAACCUGUUCAAACUUUGCUAGUCCAACAAAAUAUCGAGAUUAGGAUAUGUUACCAUGGUUACAGAUGAUGUUAAAAAGCACAAAACAUUUCCAUAGUUUCAGGAUUCCCAGAGAGGAAUGAUAAGUGAGAGGAAAACUUCCUAAAAAGAAUGUGUUUUGGUUCAUGUUUGAGUUCUUCAAGGAUAAUAAUGUACAAAAUGUUUCUCUCACUGCAACACGUACGUAAUUAUUGUGAUUCUCAGCGCUUGUAGCUCUGAGACUAUAUACAUAUGGGUUGUCAACAUAUACCAUUAUAAAAUAUAUUUUUUAUAUGAGGAGUAUUAGUGGAAGGGGAACAUUAUAAAUAAGUAUUCAACAUGUUCAACGAUAGAAUUUGUUUUAAAUGGUGAAACUUUUU